AUGGUGGAACAGUCAUGGUGGAACAGUCAUGGUGGAACAGUUAUGGUGGAACAGUCAUGGUGGAACAGUCAUGGUGGAACAGUCAUGGUGGAACAGUAAUGGUGGGACAGUCAUGGUGGAACAGUAAUAGUGGAACAGUCAUGGUGGAACAGUUAUGGUGGAACAGUCAAGGUGGAACAGUCAUGAUGGAAAAGUAAUGGUGGAAUAGUCAUGGUGGAACAGUUAUGGUGAAAAAGUAAUAGUGGAACAGUCACGGCGAAACAGUAAUGGUGGAACAGUAAUAGUGGAACCGUUAUGGUGGAACAGUCAUGGUGGAACAGUCAUGGUGGAACAGUUAUGGUGGAACAGUUAUGGUGUAACAGUCAUGGUGGAACAGUAAUGGUGGAACAGUCAAGGUGGAAAAGUAAUGGUGGAAAAGUAAUGGUGGAACAGUCAUGGUGGAACAGUAAUAGUGGAAGAGUCAUGAUGGAACAGUUAUGGUGGAACAGUAAUAGUGGAACAGUUAUGGUGGAACAGUAAUAGUGGAACAGUCAUGGUGGACCAGUUAUGGUGGAACAGUCAUGGUGGAACAGUUAUGGUAGAACAGUCGUGGUGGAACAGUUGUGGUGGAACAGUCUUGGUGGAACAGUCAUGGUGGAACAGUAAUGGUGGAACAGUCAUGGUGGAUCAGUAAUAGUAGAACAGUCAUGGUGGAACAGUUAUGGUGGAACAGUCAAGGUGGAACAGUCAUAGUGGAAAAGUAAUGGUGGAAUAGUCAUGGUGGAACAGUCAUGGCGGAACAGUAAUGGUCGAACAGUAAUAGUGGAACAGUCAGGGUGGAAAGGGAAUGGUGGAACAGUCAUGGGGGAACAGCCAUGGUGGAACAGUUAUGGUGGAACAGUCAUGGUGGAAAAGUCAUGGUGGAACAGUCAUGGUGGAACAGUUAUGGUGGAACAGUCGUGGUGGAACAGUAAUAGCGGAACAGUCAUGGUGGAAAAGUUAUCCGGGAACAGUAAUGGUGGAACGGUCAUGGUGGAACAGUAACGGUGGAACAGUCAUUGUGGAACAGUAAUGGUCGAACAGUCAUGGUGGAACAGUAAUGGUGGAACAGUCAUGGUGGAACAGUAAUGGUGGAACAGUCAUAGUGGAACAGUUAUGGUGGAACAGUCAUGGUGGAACAGUUAUGGUGGAACAGUCAUGGUGGAACAGUUAUGGUGGAACAGUCAUGGUGGAACAGUUAUGGUGGAACAGUAAUAGUGGAACAGUCAUGGUGGAACAGUUAUGGUGGAACGGUCAUGGUGGAAAAGUUGUGGUGGAACAGUCUUGGUGGAACAGUCAUGGUGGAACAGUAAUGGUGGAACAGUCUUGGUGGAACAGUCAUGGUGGAACAGUCAUGGUGGAACAGUAAUAGUGUUACAGUCAUGGUAGAACAGUCAUGGUGGAACAGUCAUGGUGGAAUAGUAAUAGUGGAACAGUCAUGGUUGGAAUAGUUAUGGUGGAACAGUAACAGUGGAACAGUCAUGGCGGAACAGUAAUGGUCGAACAGUAAUAGUGGAACAGUUAUGGUGGAACAGUCAUGAUGUAACAGUCAUGGUGGACCAGUCAUGGUGGAACAGUCAUGGUGGAACAGUUAUGGUGGAAGAGUAAUAUUUGAAGAGUCAUGGUGGAACAGGUAUGGUGGAACAGUUAUGGUGGAACAGUCAUGGUGGAACAGUAUUAGUGGAACAGUCAUGGUAGAACAGUCAUGGUGGAACAGUCAGGGUGGAAUAGUAAUAGUGGAACAGUCAUGGUUGGAAUAGUUAUGGUGGAACAGUAACAGUGGAACAGUCAUGGCGGAACAGUAAUGGUCGAACAGUAAUAGUGGAACAGUUAUGGUGGAACAGUCAUGAUGUAACAGUCAUGGUGGAACAGUCAUGGUGGAACAGUCAUGGUGGAACAGUUAUGGUGGAACAGUCAUGGUGGAACAGUCGUGGUGGAACAGUCAUGGUGGAACAGUCAUGGUGGAACAGUUAUGGUGGAAGAGUAAUAUUUGAACAGUCAUGGUGGAACAGGUAUGGUGGAACAGUUAUGGUGGAACAGUCAUGGUGGAACAGUCAUGGUGGAACAGUCAUAGUGGAACAGUAA
Molecule: messenger RNA, 2103 nt
Organism: Porites evermanni
Lineage: Eukaryota; Metazoa; Cnidaria; Anthozoa; Scleractinia; Poritidae
Source: the annotation of a GenBank genome assembly